Thamnophis elegans (Western terrestrial garter snake) is the source of this 2076-nucleotide messenger RNA. It is a transcript of the gene PDLIM2, whose product is annotated as PDZ and LIM domain 2. The record is from RefSeq and is a predicted model, not a curated record. Gene Ontology annotation, molecular function: actin binding; muscle alpha-actinin binding. Bases 215 to 1402 code for a protein of 395 amino acids. Gene Ontology annotation, cellular component: adherens junction; filamentous actin; Z disc. Gene Ontology annotation, biological process: heart development; actin cytoskeleton organization; muscle structure development. The transcript is spliced from 10 exons. NCBI's taxonomy places the organism in Eukaryota, Metazoa, Chordata, Lepidosauria, Squamata, Natricidae.
AGGAGAGGAGGAGGGUGGUUAAUACUAUAGAUUUAGGACUAGCGCUGCGCUGGGCGAGAGACAGCGGAGAAGCUCUGUCCUCUGCGUUGCUGGCGGCAUCUCUGCGCGUCCCCUUUCCCUCCCGCGAGUAACUUCGGAGUAGUCCAGAGGCAGCCUCGGGAUUUCGGCGGAGCCUGCAGGGUGCUGUGGUCACCUUGCCUCUAGUGGAGCUGCCAUGUCGGUGAGCGUGAAUCUGACUGGUCCAGCUCCCUGGGGGUUCCGGAUUACGGGAGGAAGAGACUUCCGAAAACCCAUCAUCGUAUCUAAGGUGAUAGAGCAUGGAAAAGCAGCCCUAGGUGACCUUCGAUCUGGAGAUGUCAUCAUUUCCAUCAAUGGGGAGAAUACCUCUGAGAUGCUCAACGUGGAGGCACAGAACAAGAUAAAGCAGAGCUCUGGGAAGCUGCAAUUGCAAGUGGACAGGUCACAGCAGUUUUCUCCCAGCCAGACCAAUGGCGAAAGUUCCCCAGAGAUGUUGGCCAUACGAUUUCAGGAUGUGGUGAGAACUAGAGACAAUGGUCAUAAUUCAGUGAGAUCUUCCUACUCAAGCCCAGCUUCCAUCAGCCCACGUCCCACCAGCCCCUACAGUCCUUCAUCUCCUGGGUAUCGACCUGGCAGCCCAUACAGCCCAGUGAGACCCAGUCUGCCCACAGAGAUCAGAGGGGAGCCUAUGAUAAACAGCCGCAGCUUCCAGUCAAUGGGGACUUCACCUCAGAGUCAGCAAGAGUCAAGCAACAGACAGAUACAAGAGCAAAGGAACUUCACCCAUUCCAGGGAGUCCCCUGUGACUGUGCUGCCUCCAUUAAACGGCUCUCCAUCUCCUGGUAGAUACUCCUUCUCCAACCCUUGGGAGAUCAGGAAGGACCAGGAAAGAAGUCCAUCUUCCUAUAACCGCAGUUACAGCUUGGAUACAGAACCGAAUAUGCACCAUUUGGAAGGAGACUCGGAGGUGUACAAGCUGAUGCAGGAAAACCGUGAUACAAGGGCUGCGCCCCGGCAAUCCAGCACUUUCCGCCUGCUCCAGGUGGCUCUGGAAUUGGAUGAAAAAGAGGGCAUGGCCACCCAUUUCCCCAGCCAGCUCUCUCCCAAUUUGCACAAGCCGGUUAGCAGUGCUACGACAGGGAAUGCUCAGAAGCUGCACACCUGUGAGAAAUGCGACAGCCCCAUCACAUAUCAAGCUGUGAAAAUUCAAGAGAACCGCUACCGCCACCCGUCUUGCUAUGUUUGCACCGACUGUGGGCUCAACCUGAAGAUGCGUGGCCAUUUCUGGGUUGGGGAAGAGAUGUACUGCGAGAAACACGCCCGCCAGCGCUACCAGAGCCCAGAAGAGGGUGGCACCAUCCUGGCUGUCUAUUCCCAGUCUUAAGAGGAUAGCGGAGCUCGGGAGGCUGAAGGGGAACGCCGCCUGGGAUCUAUUCAAAGUUGCUUCUCGCGAAACGCGAUUCAGCCCUUUAAAGACAUCUGCAGGAAAGGAGGUUUUGGGGAAAAGACAGCAAGGACCACCAUCGCAACUCAGAAUGCCUUUCAGGGACCUUUGGGGAAGGCGUUGAGGGAGGGAGAGGCAAAAGGCUUUUCUUUUCUUUUCAACUACAUAGUUUCAUCAGUCAUUCUUCAAGAAACAAAUGUUUGCUGGUGUGGACAUUUGUCUUUUGACAGCUUCAGGAAUGAUGCUUCCCGCUGUGCCAAGUCGGCCUGAGUGCCUGGAUUCUGGAAAGUGAUUUGUUGUGCUUGUAUUAAUCCUGGUUUGGUGGCAGCAGCUCCCAGAAGCAAUGGGGGGGUGGGGUUCUCUUAAUUACUCAGCUCUGUGGCUGGAAGCACUUCUGUCUUGCCCCAGUUUGCCAAACUCCCUGCCCCAUGAUGCAAAUUUUAAGACUGAAGGAAUACUGGAAUCUCCCUGGGUCUUGGAUGGCGUGGAUUCAACUCCGAAUGCUGACUUUCCCUGUGAUGCUUCUCUUUAAGAUAUUAAGCCAGAUCUCUAUGUGAAAUAUAAUAUAUAUAUAUGUAUGUAUAUGUAUAAGGAUGGAUAAAACAAUCACCUCA